Molecule: messenger RNA, 648 nt
Organism: Podospora pseudocomata
Lineage: Eukaryota; Fungi; Ascomycota; Sordariomycetes; Sordariales; Podosporaceae
Exons: 1
Coding region: 1-648 (215 amino acids)
Source: RefSeq, a predicted model, not a curated record
AUGUGCCGCAUCAUCAACGGUAUCCACCAGCCAUGCUGGGCCUCCCCUUCCUUCUGGCAACACCAAAAUGCCCUCCAAAAAGCAGCCAAAAAGAAACCCCGAUCAAGACAAAGCACCCGAGCCUACCGCACGAAACUUCAAGACGCCCUCCUCCGCUCGUCAGCCUCAUCCACCCUCCACAAACGCCCCAACGACCUCCUGCCUCGCCCCCUCCUCACUUUGGACGCCUCAGACAAACUAUCCAACCACCCCACCCUCCUCCGUGACAUCCUAGCCAAAUCUCUCAGACAUGACAACCACGUCAGCGGCAAGCCCACAGACCAACCGAUAUGGAAGUCCCUCCUCUCCAUCCUCGAGUCUGAACUCCCAAAGGACAACGCCACAGAGCCAAUAUGGACAGCUCAAGAGAUAGAGCUCAUCCAGCUGCCUAACCAGCUUCUGAAGGGCCAGGAGGAGAUUAUCUUGCACCCGACAUGGAGACGUUUCCCUGACGCGGCCGGGACGAGGAAACUUAUCGCUGAGGCGGCGAUGUCCCAGGGUGUUGUGAACAAGUCGCCCAAGCUCAUGGAGCUGUUUUGGACGGGGGGACGGUUCAGACGUACAAGAAAGGCUUUGACGAUUGUCGUGACUGAAGGUUCCGUGUCUUGA